UACAUGGCGGCAGAAGAGACAGAGCAAGGCAGGGAAAUGUCACACUUUUAAACCAAAAGCUCUCAUAAGAAGUCACUCAUUAUCACAAGAAGAGCAAGGGAGAAAUCCACUCCAUGAUCCAAUCAUCUCCCACCAGACCCCUCCUCUGAUACGUGGGGAUUACAAUUUGAGAUGAGAUUUGGGUGGGGACAUAGAGCCAACCCACAUCAAUGCACUCUCAUGAGGAGGUAAAGAAAAUCAAGGUUAUGGAUUGGUGGGAUGCCCAAGGAAGCAGAAAGAGGGGAAAACCUAAUUAGAGAAGAGAAAGGACUUCAAAAUGCCAUAUUUAGCAAAUAAAAAUACAGGAUGCCCAGUUAAAUGCUGCCAGGGUCAUACUUAUACUAAAAAAAUUAUUAACUUCUUAUAUGAAAUUCAAAUUUAAGUGGGCAUACAAAAUCUAAUCUGGCAACCCUUGGAACUUCAAAUACAAAAAAGUGGGGGUGGGGAUGCAAAAACCUCAGGAACGUGUGGCAUAAUGAAACUACGGAAAGAGACAAUUGUUCAGUGGUAGUAGCAAAUGGUGUCAAAUGACAAAAUGAUGUUAAGGAUCACCAAAAAUUUGGAAAGGUCACUGAUAACCUUUAAAACAUUCUAGUACUUAUUUGAACAAUUCUACAGACGAUUAAUUCCUAGGCUUGAGUUACUGUUACUUUCUUAACUUAUUGAGUCCUGAUUAAAUUAUUUUACCAAAAUUGUCUAAAAGAUGAUAACUCUGUUGCCCACUCAGAGAAAAGGAAAUGUUAAGUACUGCAAAUCCUCCUCUUCCUACUGGAGGAAGGUUAACAUUUCUCACAAAACUGAAAGCUAUCAAAAAACUGGUUUUCUACAUUAAUAUAUGCAUUUUCACAUGACCAUUUAAAAUCUUCAAGAAAUGUCUUCUCUCUUUUCUCUAAAGAAUACAAAUUGCUUAGGGUCAUUCCAUGAACUCAAUCAGGCCUACAGUAAUUAAAAAGAACACAAAUUUCUACAUGUUUCUUUCCAUGAAAUUUUAAAAAAAUCUCCAAAGGGAAAUGUAAAACACAAAUUGCAGUUAGUAAACAUGAGUUACCUAAAAUAGGCAUUUCAUUUGCAGAAAUGUGUCAAUGUGCAUAUUUAUGUGCAUGUAAACAGAAAGGAACUGUAACCUGGAAAUAUUAGCAUUAAAGAACACUUGCUAGAUACCUUCUGGAUCACAUAUGCAUAACAAAUUAUGUCAGUUACUUCACUGUAAACAAAGAAAAAUAAACAUUCUUCAUUUAAAAAGUCUAGAGGUUUGAAAAUUUCAGUUCUUGACUGUCAUCUCAAAUCUGCUUUUGUAUUAUACUUCAUCUCUGAAAUAGAAAAGGCUAUGUAUUGCUCUCCAAUGACACAUAAAGUUUCCAGUAACAACUCCACGCACAGACCACAACAAUAUAACACUGUACUUAAAGAAUUUGCCUAGAUGCUUUAUGAAGCCCAAAAGCAAUACACGGGUUUAUCAAAUCACUUAAAAAAAAUGCCCAUAUAUUUCUCAAGUCAUAUUUUUACUCCAAAUACAGCAAAUAUGUAUAUUAUGGCAGCAAAUAAAAAGUUUCAGUAACAAAUUUUAUAUACAUAUAUGUAUACACACACACACACACACACACACAGAGAAAAUAUUGGUCAUUUGCUCUUUGUGGGUUUUAAGACUUUGUUUUAUGGAAAACAUUUCAGAUUAAUGAACGUUUUACUUAAAGAAGGCAGAACUUCCUAUUAAACACUGCAAAUUCAAUGCCAGUAAUUUUCCAUAACAUACAUAAAUUUCAAAGUUGAGAGGAAAUUAUUCCUAAUAAACCAAAUUUACUAUAACUCAUUGCUUAUUCAGAAUAUUUUUGACUUCAUUUUUAAUAGUUUCAGUAAAUCUGAAAUUAUAAUAGCAUGGGCUUAUUGGCCAAGUAUUUUCCAUAAGCUAUUAGUGAGGCAGAAAUCUUCUGGGAAUAUAAGAAGUAUCUAGAAGUACAGUUAUUCAAGUUGUAGCUAAACUGCCAGUGAUUCCCCAAUUCUGAAAAUAUUUAAGCAUCCAUACGCAAACAAAUGUGUGUGGUUGGCAGUUGAACUUUCAUGUUUUCUCAUUUUCAGUUUGAUUUAGCUCUCCCGAUAAGGUAACAACUUAAAAAUAUUUUCUUUUGCACUAAUUUUUCCAUCACGUGUGAUGUAAAUAAGUUCCACUAUAUUAAUUGCCUAUGAAACAGCAAAAUGUUUAAUAUCUGGUUAAUCCAUUUUUCCAGGAUUUAAUUGGUUAUGUGUGAAUCACUGCCAGACAAGUUUUGAUUGUUUUCUAACACAUUCACAGUUACGCUAGAGAGGACUGUGUGCAUUUGACUAAGAAAGGAAAUCUGCAGCAGGAGUUGGGGUACUGGUCUGCAGCUCCUGGCCAAUCAACUAGCAAAUCACUUUAGAGUUAAGUCUUAACCUCUAUAAUCCUGCCUCUGGGAAGCGGCACUUCCUAGUGUUAAGAGCUGUGCUUCAAAAGUCAGAUGGACUUAGGUAUGAUUCUGUCUGAUAAUCAAUUCUGUGGGUUUACAGUCUGCUGGUUAGAAAGGGUAGAUGGUGGGAGAUUGGUUCCCUUACCCACCAUGAACCAUCUGGAAUAACCCAAAUGUGUUAACAUAAAACAGGCAGAGGAGAAGAGCUACUCCAGAUCCAAAUCAACCCUGGAAGUCCCUGAGAGAGUAGAAAUGUUGAACUGCUUCCUAAUGGCUUACAAUCUUACAAUUUAAUUAAAGGCAUUUAGAAAGUAACAACAGAGACAACCACUUACUAAGUGACUACUAUGCAUUUAGAACUUUAAAAAAAUAUUACACAGGUCAUUCUAAAUAAGUCAGCUCCACCAAUCUACUGUUCAUCAUAGAAACUGGAUCAAUUCUUAAAACAAACAAACAAAAAACCCUACAGAAAAACUAAUCUCAGUCUGUAUUAAGAAAAUUUUAUAAUCCUAAAUACUUUUAUGAAACCAAGUUAGCAUCAUUAAAACUGACCCCUGCUGCUGAUUCCUGCCCAUUCCAGUCUGAAACUUUAGGACAAAAAGGAAAGAGUGUCAAGCUCACAGAUAACAGAACCACUGCCAAGUUCUGGCUUAUUAUUUUCUUUAAUUGUUUUUCUUGGGUCCUGUUCAAGUUGCUAGGGUUUUUAAAAGUACGAUUAUCAAUUCGAUUCUUACGGGUAUACUCAGGGAAUUGACUGAAAUGGCAUGUGUCCAAAAUAUAUAAAUGACCCAUACUAAAAUUUCCCUUAACUCUCUACUUCUACACUUUUCCCAUAAUAUACUAUAUGGCACAUUUUUCCCACAUAUGCUAUUAAUUUUCCUUUUAUAAAAUUAAAAUAGGAAUUAUCUGAUGGUCUUUUGAAGAGUUCCACCACAUUCCAAAAUGUCAGGAGAAAAUAUAAAAUACAUAGAGAUCUGAAUGACGUGGUUUUUUUUUUGGCGCUUCACACCAAGAUCAGAUAUAAUCUGCGGUGAGAGCUGUAUUUUAAAGAAGUGAUUCACUGCCAGAUCUCUGAACAUCUUCUCUACAGUGAUGACUCAUACGACUUUCACUCCUGAUCUUGGUAGUUCAAACUACCUACUCUCUCUAGGACUCAGUUGUUCUCUUGUAAAAUGGUGGGAACAGAUUACAUCAUCACUAAUGCUCUUUUCAGCUUUUAUAUCCUCAGAUUCAGUGAUUUACUGGGAUAAAUGGUUAUCACCUCAGUUUCCGUACAUAUCACAUGAAUUCAGUCACUUUGGACCUAAAACUGUAGCCACUUCUGACUUCCCUGUUUCUGUAUGCAAUCCUAUCAACCUCAAACUCACCCUCGCUGAAGAUACUCAAAUCUUUCUCAGAAUUUACUAAUAUCCCUGAACUGGACAGUCUUCAAUAUCUUGUUCUAUCUCCUCUUUCCCAGGAUGACAUUUUCUUACAGAUCCCUGGGUCUCCUGACCAAUCAUCUCAAAUUCCCUGGCAACAUUAAUGAUCCAGUGUCAAUAAUUAAACUCAUGCCCAAAGAACAAAAGGAACAGUAACAAACAACAAGUAUAAAGAAAAUAAGUCUUGAUGGCCAGUCCUGGUGUCUGAGUGAUUCCCAGGGCCCAGCAAAGGGACCAAGUCUCCAAAGCCCUGAAGACAAGGGGUAACACACCAAAAUAUGGACUCAUUUUCCACUCCACCUUCAUUGGCCGAGCAGCUGCCAAGAACAAAGGCCGCAUCUCCUGAUACCUGGCAAACAAAUGCAGUACUGCCUCACGAAUCGAUUGCUUCUCUGAGGUGCCCACGAGUGUAUUUGGGGAGAAGCUUCGAGAACAAGUUGAAGAGCGACUGUCCUUCUAUGAGACUGGAGAGAUACCACGAAAGAAUCUGGAUGUCAUGAAGGAAGCAAUGGUUCAGGCAGAGGAAGUGGCUGCUGAGAUUACUAGGAAGCUGGAGAAACAGGAGAAGAAAUGCUUAAAGAAGGAAAAGAAACAGCUGGCUGCACUUGCCCUCGCAUCUUCAGAAAACAGCAGUAGUACUCCAGAGGAGUGUGAGGAGACGAGUGAAAAACCCAAAAAGAAGAAAAAGCAAAAGCCCCAGGAGGUUCCUCAGGAGAAUGGAAUGGAAGACCCAUCUAUCUCUUUCUCCAAACCCAAGAAAAAGAAAUCUUUUUCCAAGGAGGAGUUGAUGAGUAGUGAUCUUGAAGAGACCGCUGGCAGCACCAGUCUUCCCAAGAGGAAGAAGUCUUCACCCCAGGAGGAAACAGUUAAUGACCCUGAAGAGGCAGGCCACAGAGGUGGCUCCAAGAAAAAGAGGAAAUUCUCCAAAGAGGAGCCAGUCAGCAGUGGGCCUGAAGAGGCAGCUGGCAAGAGCAGCUCCAAGAAGAAGAAAAAGUUCCAUAAAGCAUCCCAGGAAGAUUAGAAUGCAAACGGACAUUCUCUGGGAGGUGGGAUAUACCAUAGCCCAAGGUGACAUCUUCCACACUGUGCCCUGUUCUCCAAUAAAAACAAAUUCACAAAAAAAAAAAAA
Molecule: messenger RNA, 5012 nt
Organism: Cercocebus atys (sooty mangabey)
Lineage: Eukaryota; Metazoa; Chordata; Mammalia; Primates; Cercopithecidae
Product: nucleolar protein 56-like
Exons: 1
Coding region: 4380-4904 (174 amino acids)
Source: RefSeq, a predicted model, not a curated record